UAUCGCAGGCACAAUAUAAAUACGACGCUCAACGCUUCAGAUUACAAUAAGCAUCUCAACAUAACGUAAUGUUUACGUUGUUGACAUUUCAUUAAAACACGUGUAAGGUUUUUAUAAAUAAUUAAAUUUGCAGUGCAUUUGUAAGUGAAAAUGUUACCCAAUUCAGAUGUUGUCGUUGGCUAUGCAGUCGACGAUGUUAUUAAUAAAUAUAAAAUGGAGCAUUUUUUAGCAUCUCAUUCACAUCUAGCUAACUUUGGACGUGUACCUGCCAUGAAACACUAUGCAGCUUCUUCAACUGUUGAUGACUCCAUUUGGUUGUAUGACACUCUCUCAACCAUUGAAAGUGGAAAACUAGUUAAUCAUAAUGACACCAUAAACAGUAUGGAUUUCUCCCUCGAUGUAAGACAGCUAACAUCAGCCAGCAAAGAUAUAUUAGAUAAAAUUAGCAGGCAAAUAAGUUGUGAUGGAAUUUUACGAACUUGGAACUUCGUCAAAGGCAGACAAGCUUAUGCUACUACUUUAUCGCCAUGGGAAAUGGACACUUUGGAUAUAAAUUUUUGUACCUGGAGUCCUAGUGAACAUACUUAUUUGAUAGUAACUAAUAACAAAAUUGACGUGUACACUCUCUCAACUGGCAUGAAAGCAAAUUUUGUACUUGAUUAUGAAGUAGAAUGCAUCAAGUUUUUAGAUGAGAAAUUUGUUGCUAUUGGUUUAGAAAAUGGCAAGAUAAGUAUCCUCAAUUUAGAAACUGGUUCUGUGAUCAAUGAAAUUAGAGCUUAUGACAACAAAGUUAGAUGCAUGGCUAAACUCAACAACUUAUUGGCUUCUGUCUCAAGUUUGGGAGAAAUAAAGUUGUGGUCUAUUGAAAAAGAUGACUUGACAUAUUUGAAUAAGCUAAACCUUAAUACCAGGAAAAAUUAUACAAAACCUAUGUAUAAUGAAAUUUCUCUCAUGACAUUAACAUCUCUGUUAAAACAAAAUGAUACUGUUGAAAAAAAUAUUUCUAGUGUUUCCAGAACAAGUCAAAGGAUACUGAUUGAAGAUGAAGGUAAUAAAUCAAUAGUAAUCACUAAAAAAUCUAAAACAAAAAAGUCCAGAAAACUUGAAGAUGAUGAUAAUAACAAAGAAAAUAUUUGUAAAAAACAAAGAACAGAUAACAUCAAAAAUUUCGAAAAAGGACAAAAUAAAAGAAAUGCAUCAGUGUUAGAAGAAGAUGAUAGAAUUGAAGAGAAUUCAAAAAAGAAACGAAAAAAUGAAGCUUACUGUAGCAAACAAAAAAACAAAAUUACUCAUGACAGUCAACUUGAUUUUCAAGAAAGAAGUAAAACUAGUAAAGUCAAUAAAAUCGAUAAAUCUUCUAGAAAACAUAAAUUAGAAAACGUAGAAAAUGAAUCAACUUGUAAUAAAAAAAAGCGGAAGACUUUAGAAAAUCAGAAGAAGAAAAAUUCUACACAUAGGAAAAGACUGAAAAAGAUUCAAACAUUAAAAAUUUGAUCUUUUUGUUGAUUACAUAUAAUAUUAUGUAUACUGUACAUAGUUAGAUAGAUUUUUUAAAUAUUUUUAUUAUUCUGUACAUAGAAAAUACUUUAAUACUUUAAACUUGUGAUUUCAACUUAGUAUAAAUGUCUUCUGAUGUGAUUACUUAUUUCUGUGUUUUAAGUAAAAACAAAAUACGUUUUUGGCAAAAUUUUCUAUAAGAAAUUAAAGAAAAUUAAAAUUUUCUUACUAGUUUUAUUUUAUAAUUUCGCGAGUAUUGUUGACUUAAGGUUCAGACCAUCUAAUGAACUCCUUUUUUCAAUGUUCCAAUCUCUGUUUGAUUAAACUUUAUGUACAUAUAAUUUUUAAAUUAAUUAAAAAUCUUUUAUGAAAGUAAAA
Messenger RNA from Trichogramma pretiosum, 1875 nucleotides. Its product is annotated as p21-activated protein kinase-interacting protein 1-like. The record is from RefSeq and is a predicted model, not a curated record. The transcript is spliced from 3 exons. Gene Ontology annotation, molecular function: protein binding. Bases 151 to 1494 code for a protein of 447 amino acids. Lineage: Eukaryota; Metazoa; Arthropoda; Insecta; Hymenoptera; Trichogrammatidae.